AUGAGGGUAUGGAAAAGAGCUACGGGAGUUUUAAAAGAUAGAUGCAGCAUUUUGGCUGCAAAACUUUCACCCUAUGGAGCAUGUAGAAACCCUGAUCUUGAAACUGUUGUUAUAAAAGCAACAAGCCAUGAUGAGCAUGGUAUGGAUUAUAAGAAUGUUCAAAAAGUUUUUCAAUGGCUAAGAACAUCACCUAUAUACCUUAAACCACUUUUAUGUGUACUUUCAAUUAGAAUGACAAGGACAAGUAAUUGGGUUGUAGCACUCAAGGGUUUAAUGUUAAUUCAUGGUAUUUUUUGUUUUGACAUACCAAUGGUUCAAAAAAUGGGAAGGUUACCGUUUGAUUUAUCGCAAUUUAGCGACGGACAUUUAAGUCCUGAAAAAGGUUGGGUUUUCAACACUUUUAUUCGGUCUUAUUUUGCGUAUUUAGAUCACCGCUCGGUGAACUCGAGAAAUGAUGCAAAGAAAUUACAAAACAAAAAAGGGAAGGAAUGCGAAGAAGCAACAUUGCUCGAAGAGUUGAAUAAUUUAGCGGAGUUACAAAAAACGAUAGACAUGUUGAUGCAAAUAAAACCUAGGAGUGAUGUGAACAUGAAUGUUGUUCUAAUUCUUGAAGCAAUGGAUUGUGUGAUAGAUGAGAUUGUUGAUGUUUAUGGUAAAUUUAGCAAAGAGAUUAAUCGCGUGUUGUUAAGGGUUUGUGACAUUGGUGGAAAAGAAGAAGCAAGUAUUGGUUUUGAUAUAGCAAGAAAAACUAAAUCACAAGGUGAAAAACUAACUAUGCAUUUUGAGUUUUGUAAAGAGAUAGGUGUUCUUAACAAUUGUGUGUGUCCAAAAAUUGUGGAAAUUGAUGAAGAGGAAGUUGAAGAGUUAAAGAAAAUAAUGAAUGGUGGUGAAGAGAAAGCUAUUGUGGUUAGAGAUAAUUCUAAGCAAGUGGAGAUUAAUGGCUUAAUGACAGUGGUUACAGAUCAUUGGGAGGUUUUUCUUGAUGAUGUUAUUGUUGAUGUUGAAAAACAACAUAAUUCUAAUGGUACAUUAACCAUUGUUGAUCCUAAUAAUCCUUUUGUGGAUGAAACUUUUAGCAUUGUUCCUUAUAAUCCUGUUCAACAUUAUGAUUUACCAGAUCUAAUUAGUUUGUAG
Vicia villosa (hairy vetch) is the source of this 1134-nucleotide messenger RNA. RefSeq names its product putative clathrin assembly protein At1g25240. Gene Ontology annotation, molecular function: 1-phosphatidylinositol binding; phosphatidylinositol-4,5-bisphosphate binding; SNARE binding. The coding region runs from base 1 to 1134 and encodes 377 amino acids. Gene Ontology annotation, biological process: vesicle budding from membrane; clathrin-dependent endocytosis; clathrin coat assembly. The transcript has a single exon. The record is from RefSeq and is a predicted model, not a curated record. NCBI's taxonomy places the organism in Eukaryota, Viridiplantae, Streptophyta, Magnoliopsida, Fabales, Fabaceae. Gene Ontology annotation, cellular component: clathrin-coated pit; clathrin-coated vesicle.